Acipenser ruthenus (sterlet) is the source of this 8653-nucleotide messenger RNA. Its product is annotated as ligand-dependent nuclear receptor corepressor-like protein. Gene Ontology annotation, biological process: regulation of transcription by RNA polymerase II. Gene Ontology annotation, molecular function: DNA binding. Gene Ontology annotation, cellular component: nucleus. Lineage: Eukaryota; Metazoa; Chordata; Actinopteri; Acipenseriformes; Acipenseridae. The record is from RefSeq and is a predicted model, not a curated record. The transcript has 8 exons. The coding region runs from base 27 to 5621 and encodes 1864 amino acids.
CGUACAGCGGGAGAAGGACAGGCAGAAUGGCUGCACUGUGCCGUAGCUCCAAAUGCACGGCAGAGAGGAAAGGAUUCCGGCGGGAACUAGAUUCCUGGCGGCAUACACUGGUCCACUGUGUAGGUUUUGAAAGUAUACUAGAAGGCAUCUAUGGACCAAGGCUACUUAGGGACCUCAGUGUAUUUGAGGACUGUGAACCAGAUGAGGUGAAUGAUUGGUCUAUGGAUGAAAACUGUUCAUUCUGCAACCUACAAAUAGAGAAAGUCAAUGAUCAUAUUCCUACUCUUUGUUCAUCACAGACAACUCCAACAGAAUCUCCAUCUCAGGGCCAGUCUAACACUGAGCAAAUUGAAUGCCAAGCAGACAAAUUUCUUCAUGCAGUCUUUCGAAAGAAAGACCUUCCUCAGAACUGUGAUCCGAACAUUCCUUUAGUUGCUCAGGAAUUAAUUACAAAAAUGAUCCGCCAGUUUGCUAUUGAAUAUGCUUCAAAAAGCCAUCAGAUGCAGGAGACAAAUGUAUCAUUGGUGGAUCUGGAUUCAGUUUGUAGCAGUCUCCAGCAACCACAAGAUCAAGAAGGACCGUUGGACCUCACUGUGAAUAGAAACCAACAGAAUGUUGAACAAGUAGAUGAGGUGCUUGAUCUGUCAAAGAAAACUAGUGCCACUUCAGCACCAAUGCCAUCUGAUGCAGCAUCAGGCUCCAAGGUGCCUGCUGAUGUAGACCCAUUGCCACAUCUGGAAAGCACAGAUGAAAAGUUGGAUCUAAGAAGAACAGCUCUUGAAAUGGUCAUAUCAUCCUUGUGUCUGUACCAUAAGCAGCUGCUUCUCAGUGUGUUGAGAUAUAUGCGUGAAGAUUACAGUAUUUCAGCUAUUCAAAAUAAGGACUAUAAUAGACCUUUUUCUUAUUCAGACACUCAUUUUUGCAAUUUUGAAAAUAAGGUGCAUCAGGAAAUACACAGUUUCAAAGAACACAGAAUGACAGACAGGUGUUGUGUUCAGUCUUGUAGGUUAGAUUUCUGCCUCUGCUUAAAGAAGAUACAUUGCUUAUCAUGCCAAAGUACAGCUAUCGGAUGCAUUAACAAAAUGGUCAGUCACAGAAGUUGUGAUGCUUGCACCCGUUAUAGAUGCCCUUGUUCCUGUCAGAAUUAUCAUAGUUGUGCAUGUGCUGCUGCCAUUGCAACAAGCCCGCAAGUUAAACCUCUGAAAAUAUGUAAUCCGUUGGAAGUCCGUAACGAUUGUGGUAGAACCGGCAGCCCAUCUCCUCCUCCAUUAUCGCCCAUAGCAAUUGACAAUAUUGAGAAAUACGGAGAAAGGAGCACAAGUUGUCCAGUGUUAGUUCACAACAGAAGUGAAAUAAGCAAUAAUCUGUCUCAAUCCCUUUUGCCACAUGAAGAGGAAGGUGAUGUUGAAGUGAAUGAGAAAAAGCCAGAUAAAGAGACAAACUGUACUAAAAUACAGCCAGCUAAUGAGGAGGGUGAUGCACGUUCAGAAUACCCUGAGGAAGAGUUAGAACAUACUGAAAGUGGAUCUUUGAUUCAUGAUCUAUUGGAGCGAAUAAAUGAAAAGCUGAAACCACUGGAAAAAGAAUCAAGUCUAGCAAAUGUAGCUGCUAAUGAAAAUGUAGAAAAAAAUGAAAAUAUUCAUUUAGGAGACAUUAUAACAGCUGUUCUGCACAAAAACAAUGGUAAGAAUGAUUAUAAUUUAAAGGAGCUUCUCAAUCAGCAUGAGAAAAGUGUGGAAAAUAAAACCAUUCAAACACGUUUCCGCAGAAGGCAAGAAACUCUAAUUGCAAUAAGUCACUCUCCCGACUCUUCCACCUCACGCCGUCAAACGGUACAGAUUAAAAGAGAAAUUGCUAGCUUUGACCAGUCUUUCUUCAGCAGAAAUCCAGCAGUGGAAAGAAGUGGAAAGAAAACUGACAAAAAAACCUCAAUUACACCAUGCAUGGAAGCAAUGCCUUUAAUUUCUGAUCCUGAAGAUGUUUCUGCUAAAAAUGGGCAACCUGCUAAUGACAAUCAAGUUCCAUCCUACCAAGCACAAACCUGUGAGCUGCCUUCAUUUGGUCUUCAGGAUGAUCCAAUACAAAUUUCACCAUGUGAAUCGGAUUAUUCAACCACAGAAAGUCAUCCAAAGACGUCAAAAAGCACUGAUGUAAACUUAAAAACACCGCAUAAAAGUAGUGAUGUAAAUGCAGAUGAAGAAAAGCAAAAAAAUUUUGAAGCAAAGGGCGUGUCCAAACCUGAAGAUGUUGGUGAUUCAGGAAGAGCACAAAGAAAUAUUGUUCCCCCUGAACGAUUUUCCAUGUAUGUUACAGAGCCAAGAAAGAUGUACCUUGCUGCCUGCUUUUCGGAAAGCCUUUUCAUUCAAAAAUCUCCCAAAGUUAAAAAAUCUUCUAAAGAUGGUGGGAGUAAUAGUGCAGCCACAAAUGCACCUCAUAAUGGAAUUUCCGCCCUGUGGAAGGAUCAGAUUAAAAGUUGUGAGGCUGCAAAUGUGACUCCAGAUUUAAUCAAUCCAGCUCUCCCAGAGAAUGUGCCUUUAAAUCUUUGUAACAGAUCAAAACAGAGACAUAAAGCUAGGGAGCCAGCUGUGCCAGAAGAAGCUAGCGCUUUAAAAUCUUCAAGUAUUACAUAUAAUGAAAACAAAGGCAAGAAACAGUAUGCACAGAAACGGACAAAGCAUUUAGUUUCCAGUUCUUCAAUAUGUUUGAGGUCUUCUGUCGCCCGUGUUAAAGAAAACUCACAGUCACAUUCUAAUAGUACUGAAAGUUCUGAGCAUUGUUCAUUCAUCACCAAUUCUAGUACACCCAUCAGCAAAACUGAUCUCCUCCAGACUGUGUCGGAUUCAUUUGAAAAUAAUUCUGUACUUAACUAUACUAGUCCAAUAAGACUGAUGUAUGUUUCUCAAAUAAAAAGUACUGAUGGGGUGAAAUACACAUUAACUUCGCAUUCUAAUACCAGUAAGGAAGGUGGUUCACUUAUCCCUUGCUUUGAAAGUGUAAUUAAUGGGGAAGAAGCAAAUGUACUGCAAGAAACAAGGAAUGAUGAGGAGGCCAUGUACUCACAAAACUGUGAAGCUGCCAAUGAUGGCACCAAUAAAGAUGUGUAUACUACUGAAGCAGAGCUAGCACUGUCUAGUAAUCAGAAAGAAAAUCCUCCAGAUACUCACGGAGAGAUGAAAGACUCUUUUCUAAAAAGAAAACCUGGCCGACCCAAAAAACUCGGGCCACAAAUUGAAAAACGGGUGAAGAGACCAAUUGGUAGACCACCAAAACAUAAGAGUGAGUGCUCUAAAUCUACUCCUAGUAAGAGUAAUGCUGUAGACAGUAGCAGUGCUGAUUGUUCACUGGCCAAAGAAGAUGAAUCCAAUAACAAGACUAUCAAAGUCACUGUGGUAUAUGGGCGAUCUAGAAGAAUAAAGCGGCUCGUAUCUGAAGGUGAUGAUAAUAUUAGUAAAGAUACAGAUUUUCAAAAUGACUCCUAUGAAAACCAAAGAGAAAAUGAAGAUUCAGAGGCAGAUUUAGAAGAAUCGUACAGAGGUGAUCACUCCAAGCAAGCUAGUACAAAGCAAGUGAAAGACAAUCACUUUGACUUUGUAAGGCCUGUAAAAGAUAAGGAGGGUGUGCCUCACCCUAGCAGCAACAUUAUUUGUCAAAAUCGAAAGGCUAUGGCUGCUAUGAGAAAGCCAGGGCGACCUGCAAAGGUGAGAAUUUCAGGCAUCUCGGUAACUGUCAACACAGUUUCCCCAAAGCAAAGGAAAAUUUGUAUUUGCAGGGAAUUGUCAGAAGUGCUUGAUGAGGAAUCUGAGCCAAUCAAACCAGAAAUUGAUGACAAUGAAAGUGCCACAAAAGAGCAAAUGGUUAAACAACCUUCAAAUGACAGUAGUGUAGGCCGGUCAGAGAAUGAAGACAAAAAAGUAAGAAACAAAAAAAGACCUGCACUGCCUUUGAGGCAUUCCAACAGAGUCAGGAAACCUUCGAUACACUUCCUGCACUCUGUGGCAACUUCUAGAGCAUUCUCUCAUAGUAAUGCCUUGCUACGCAAAUCUCGAAAACUGCUGUUAAACAAAGCUGAUAGUGAAACUACGAGACAUCGUCUGGCAAGCCUUGAAGUACCAAGCAAUGAUACCUCAGAAGUUACAUCUUUAGAGACCGAAAAUAAAAAUCCUCUGCCUGAACAGGUGGAUUUUAGCCGUAUAUGUGAAUUGUCAGAAGAUUCAAUUUUUGCAUCAAAUGCAGCUCUCAGGUGGUGGCCUAUCUCAACUUCAAGGGACCGUUUGCAAGAGGAGCUGCACAGGAGAUUUCAGCAAAUAACUAACAGCUGGCACUCGGUUGAUGUUGGCGAACUGGGAAAUGAACAAAGGGAAAGGGAACGCACAGUCCAAGACAGGACAUGGGCAAUGCCAAGAAGUGAACUUCAAGAAAACCAAGUGUCAGCUGUUAAAAUGUUAUUUCAGAAACACUGUGAUAUGAAUAACCUUUGUGCUUGGUUCAUGCAAACCACAGAAACACAGUCCUUGACCAUAGUAAGAAAGACAAAUGUUCACAAUCCUUCCAAAGUUCUCCAUUACAAUGACACCAUAGCAGCAAACAGAGCUGGUAUCUGCCCAAAUCCGCCAGCAGACCGUUUAAGCAAACACGUCAAAAAAUUUGUACAAACAUCCCCUACAAGACAUUUUCAGAUAGAAGACAGAAUGAGAAAGAGGAGAUUACAUGUUAGAAGAAGGCUGGUAUUAGGCAAACAGGGCACCAUUCCAUCAAUGAUCUUGAACAAGCAAGCCAAAAAAUUGGGAGAAAACACAAUGCGUAGAAAUGAAAAAAAUCCUUGGAGAAGAAAGUCCAAAUUCAUGUAUGGAGCGCAAAUCUAUAAGAAACUAGCGAGAAGGCAAAACACCCUAGCUCUGUCACUUGUUAAAACUUCUACAGAUAUCCAAAUGGAAAACCAUGAAACCCUGUUUCCAGAUACAAUGCCAUCUUCCUUUACUGGAAUCCAGAGUCAUGCACUAAACUUGCCAACCACCACUGAGGAACUGAGUAUCCAGCAGCAACAGCAGAGCACAACAGAAGACUCUGAUCUUGAAGAGAAAAUCUGUACAAAUAGGAGCCCAGGAACCUUGAAGGAAUGUAGGGUUUUUCUGACAAAAAUCAGCCCUCCAGAAAAAAAGAUCCAUACUGAAAGCAACAACCUUCAGUCACAAUAUACAGUUUUAGAUAAAUCUGUUAAAGCAGAAAGCAGCAAGACAGAUUGUGAAAUUCAAGAACGUAGUUUUUGCACAGUGAAACUGUACAAUGUUCUCUCCGCAAGUAAUAGUGUGGUUCCUGUCAGUAAAGAAAGAGAAGAGCAAACAAGCAAGUUAGAAAAUGACAGCAGCAUAAAAAAGGUUGCAUCUGAAGGAGCAAGGCAUACUCCAAGAAAGAAAAUAAUUUGUCAGCAAACAAAUAAUGAUGAGCCAUUGUGCGACAAAAAAUCAGAUAAAAACUUAAAAACUGGAAAGAUAACUAUGCUAACAAGAAAAAGAACAGGCCUCAACACACGUCUUGAAGAAGCUGCAAAAAAGAGAAGACCAUCUUUGAAUGGGUGGCCAUCAGGAAGGAACUCUCAUUGGUUGUUAGAAAACGCCAAAUAAAUAUAAUGGGAUAACUCAUCUCCUUAAGAAGCGAUGAAAACCACAAGAUUAUGAAAUGUGCCUUAAACAUGUAAUUUGCUGAAAAAUAUCCUAGCAUUAUCACAAUAAGCUGCUUUGUUGAAGAAUUUAAAAUGAUUGGAACAAAGUGUAAUUGAAAGAUUUGUGUUUAUUUGUUUUCUUGAUGCAGAGGUUUCCAUUUGUAAUGAAACAUUGAGUGUGUAAUAUAGUUAUUAUAUACCCAUUCAUCAGACCUGCACAUAUGUUUAUACAAGUGUGUGCUAAUAAACAAAAAGGCCACACAUUGGUCAAUGCUAUUUGUAUUACAAAAUAAAAAAACUUAAUUGGAAGAUAUAAAUAUGCCUCAAAGUAAUAAUGCACUCUGGGUAUAUAAUAUAUAUUUUUAACUAACACAUUAAGGAUACCAUUUUUUUUGCACUAUCCUCAAGUAGCACACCCUAGGUUCUCAAGAAAUUCUUUCUUCUGGUUCAAAUAAUUGUAUUUCACUUAUUUUCAUAAACAUCUAAUUGAUGCAGCAUUAAUCUUAACUUGUAUCUUUAAUGAACUGUUAGGUGUUUACCCAAGGUACACCUAAUAAAAUGUCCAUUAAUACUUUUGCUUCACAUUUAAGAUGUUAAGAUGUUGUAAAACUAUUGUUUCUCCAUGUGUAAAUUAAUUUUUGCUAUCUUUGUAAAUAGUUUGAAUAUAUUUGAGUGAUUAGUUGGCUAAUUGGAUUCCAUAUUUCCUUUCCACAAAUGUUGUUUUUGUAGGAGUAUAAACAAAACUACCUCCUGACAGUACAAAAUACACCACCUUCAAAAAGGGAAAAAUCAAUGUCUGUGGUUUUCCCCCAUUCACCUGUGUAACUGGAAUGUGAUCAUUUACAGUUCUUACCUAUUACUAGAUACAUGAGGUGAAACUUAACCCUAUUUCCCCAGUAUAUUGAACUCCACACCUUAUUUUAUUCUCUUACCAUGUAGAAGUUAAAAGAAAUGGUUUUAAAGCCUACUGUGAUUGUUAAAUGUGUCAUUGUGCAACAGGAUUCAGCGGCAUCACUAUGAAUAUAAGGACAUUGUGUCGUGGUUGCUUCUAAAUUUAGUAGUUUGACUCACUCAAUGAAGGUUUUUUUGUUUAACCCUCCGAGGUAAGGAGGUCAAGGUAAUCUUUUUUUCUUGAAUUUAUGCUGUGACAAUGAUAUGGAUUAAAAUAAGAUAUUAUUUACUAUUUUAUCUAUACAAGUGCUUGGUGCAAAAUCUUUGUUUACAUGGUAGUCAAACAAACUGAUUUUUAAUCAAGAACAAAAGUGUUUUUACAAGAUACCAUUUUAAUCCAUCUAAUUUCACCACAUCACUGAAACAAUGGGAAGCAAAGCUUUGGACAGGAUAUGAUAAUGAAAGUAAUAUUCAUGUAUUGACACAGCUAAAUUGUAUUGCACAACAAAGUCACUAUGUUAAGUAAAUCUCAAGUUUCUCCGAACUUCUCACAUCUAGAGGUACUAUCUAGUACAGGGAUCUCCAACCCUGCUCCUGGAGAGUUGCAAGGUCUUCUGGUUUUCGUUUCAAAAUCGAGCUAGUUACUUAAAUUGAACCAAUUAUUGGCUUAAUCAAGAUUAAGAUGUGUUCCAGAUCUUUAGCCACUGAUGUAAAGACACCCAUAAAAGAUGCAGGACUGGGGGCUCUCCAGGACCAGGGUUAGAGACCUCUGAUCUAGUACAUUCAGUGAAACAAUGAUAAAUGAGGUAGACUCAGUGUGACAACAGAAACAUGCAAAAAGAUUGGAGAUGCAGAAACAUCUUUGUCCUUAGAAGCAUUUAUACACUGGUGAAAGAACACCAAUCAAGGACCCACUGUUGAUCUUAUAGUUCUUUGAGAAAAUAAAUAUAUAUUAUCAAAACUAGUAUACAAAGAAAAGUAUUCUUUAAAACAAUGGUGUGUUUCAAAGUAGUGAGACAAACUAUUUAACAUGGUAGUUGCUAAACAAAUGCUCUUACCCAGAUUUUACUACACAGUGGAAUUGGAAAAUAGUAGCAUGUUCAGUGUGGAUUGGUUUGAAAAGUCCUGCACAGUAGUACCUAAAGGCAUCGUCAUCUUUACUACACAAAUUUCACAAGGGUAAGACAAUAUCACUCCAAAAAAUACACAAUCAAAUUGGUGGAAGUACUAGCUGCUACCAUCUCUCCUGUGCAGAGGUACAACAUGGAAGAAAUAACUUUGCUUUUAGUAUCUCGCCUUGCCAUGCUAACUUGACAAACCAUAAACAUCCCAUAAUUACGAAUUUACAGGUUGUACAAACAUGUUGGUGAGGCAGGGUGCUUUUGUCCCUCAAUAAUUUCAAAUUACAAUUCCAAGCAUGUACUUUUCCAAUGAUUUCAAAGUUAAUGGUUCUUCUAUUUGCAUUUUUGUAGAAAGCACCCACUAUUCUUUAAAAGCCUUCCAUCAAUGGAUUUUGAAAUAUCUUUGCAAAGAAAAAGAACAUUCAGGGAUGCUUAUUAUUUUAAGUUGCCCUGUGGCAAAAUAUGCUGGUCAUGGGCAGAUUUCCUGUUUACUAUGCAUUUAUAAACUUUUUGCAUGUAGGGUUUUUUUUGUUUUGUUUAACCUUUUAAACAAGGUAACACUAAAAGCAGACUGUCAUGUUUGAUAUACAUGGCAAAAAAAAAAAAGUUACUCCGUUUUCAGCAAUAUCAAAUUCUGGUUUAAAUAGACCAUUUUCCAUAACAUUGAGCAUAUUUAUAUAAAAGAAAAAAAAUCCUUUAGCAUUCAUGUGUUUUUUUUUUUACUAAUACUUUAUUUGUAAAAUGCUAUGCUCAUUUCAUGCUGUAUAAAUUCAAGCCUUAAAAUGUAAAAAUAUUUUGUAUAAUUUAAACCAUAAGGGGUUUGUGAUGCAUUAUUACUGUCAAACCCUUUGAAGUUUGUUUUUAUUAUGCUAUAUGUAUUUUUUUUAAAUAAAAGAAAACAAAGUUUAUACAUAGCUUUAAAAAGAUUGUAUUAAAUAAAGCUAGUGUCACCAAAUGAAUAAUAAAAAGGAUUACUGUUGAA